This is a messenger RNA of Trichosporon asahii var. asahii CBS 2479, 396 nucleotides long. RefSeq lists its product as uncharacterized. The transcript has 2 exons. Bases 1 to 396 code for a protein of 131 amino acids. NCBI's taxonomy places the organism in Eukaryota, Fungi, Basidiomycota, Tremellomycetes, Trichosporonales, Trichosporonaceae. The record is from RefSeq and is a predicted model, not a curated record.
AUGCUCGCUUCGUCUCUUCUUAUCCUCGCCGCUACCGUCCCCGCUCUCGCUCAAGUCGAGAUCACCAAGUCGAUCAACCUCCGCAACUCUAAGCUCUGCCUCGACAACAAGGACGGCAACCAGUCUGACGGGAACCGGCUCCAGGUCGCGAACUGCGAUAGUUCUGGCGACCAACAGUGGAACUGGGUCAAGGUCCAGAGCGAGGGCGACCAGCUCUACAACAUCAAGCUUGACAAUACAGACAAGUGUCUUGCCUACAAGGUUCCCGACCAAGAGCACGGCUCCGCUUCCGGUGCGCCCGUCGUUCUGGCUAGCUGCAACUCGGACCCCAAGAGCUACUAUGUCAAGUGGCGCUGGGACAAGGACUGGAUUUGUUCCGGUGUUGGUGAGUUCUAA